UCUCCACUCCGCAGUUCCCUGGGGAUAAACUAGCAAGGCCAGGGGGGCCAAGCCUCAGGCAUCCUGAUGAGCCAGGUGGAAUUUGAGAUGGCGUGCGCGGCCCUCAAGCAGCUCAAGAACCCUCUGAGCGACCAGGAGAAGCUGCUGAUGUACAGCCUCUACAAACAGGCCACUCAGGGCGACUGCAACCUCCCUGUGCCUCCUGUCUCAGAGGUGAGAGCCAAGGCCAAGUGGGAGGCGUGGAACAAGAUCAAAGGCAUGUCCAAGAUGGACGCCAUGAGGAACUAUGUGGCCAAAGUGGAUGAGCUGAAGAAAAACGAGGCUGCUUAAGGAAGUUCCGGGAGAGGCUUUUCCGGUUGGGAGUGUCUUUCUGAGAAGACCUGGUGGGCAACGACCCACAUGGGUGGCGGUGGGGAUGGCUGAGGCAGAAAUAAAUCACUAGAAGUGCA
Molecule: messenger RNA, 449 nt
Organism: Ochotona princeps (American pika)
Lineage: Eukaryota; Metazoa; Chordata; Mammalia; Lagomorpha; Ochotonidae
Product: diazepam-binding inhibitor-like 5
Exons: 1
Coding region: 67-330 (87 amino acids)
Biological process (GO): fatty acid metabolic process
Cellular component (GO): mitochondrion
Molecular function (GO): fatty-acyl-CoA binding
Source: RefSeq, a predicted model, not a curated record